Argiope bruennichi is the source of this 8686-nucleotide messenger RNA. RefSeq lists its product as uncharacterized. The coding region runs from base 191 to 8398 and encodes 2735 amino acids. Lineage: Eukaryota; Metazoa; Arthropoda; Arachnida; Araneae; Araneidae. Gene Ontology annotation, molecular function: protein binding; G protein-coupled receptor activity. The record is from RefSeq and is a predicted model, not a curated record. Gene Ontology annotation, cellular component: membrane. The transcript has 42 exons. Gene Ontology annotation, biological process: G protein-coupled receptor signaling pathway.
UUUACCAUUAAAAAUACUCGCUAAAUAUUUGAUGGAAAAUAUUAUUUCUUCUAAGAUAUUAUUAAGCAAAUAAUUAAUUUUAAUUCCUUUAUAAUGACCUGCAUUGAUUUAUGUGGUUUUAUCAAGGAUGAAUGGAAGAUUCUUAGAAAAUUUAAUACGCAGAAAUGAAUAUGUCAUCUAAACAACAAAAAUGACGAUUAUUUUUAGAAUUCAUUUUCUGAUGAUAGUGAUUCUCCCUUUACUAAAUUCAGUAUGUUCUCAAUCAGUCUAUGGGAGGAAUUGCCGGGAAGUGUGGCACACAGGAAAGAAAAUCUCACAGGAAUAUGUGAUAGACGUAGACGGAGAUGGACCUUUGGAACCCAUAGCUGUUUAUUGCGAGAUGAAUGGCGAAGAUGAUCCCCACGAUGUAUGGACGGUAUUACAUCAUGAUUUAGAAACGUUAACUUAUGUCCGUGGAUACGAAUCGGCCGGUGCUUAUGAGCGCAACAUGACGUAUGGAAAUGCCACAGAGGCUCACUUAAUGGCAUUAAUCGACUCAUCUUUCUCAUGUCAGCAGUACAUUAAAUGGUCGUGCAAAGGAGCCAUGUUUGGGUUUUGGUAUCCACCCGAUUUGAGAAGUUGGUGGGUCGGCAGACAUUGGAAAGAUCAAUAUUACUGGGGUGGUGCCGAAACUGAUAGCUGGAGCUGUGGUUGUCAUCCUUAUUGCUACCCUACUAAGAGAAACAGCACUUGCAACUGCGACGAUAAUCCCAAGGUCAAAUGGUUGCAUGAUGAGGGUCUUCUACUGGAUACCAGCCGCCUGCCUGUGCUUGGACUACGAUUUGGCGAUACAGGGGAAUCCAAUGAAGCUGGGGAGCAUCUGCUGGGACCUCUCAAAUGCCGAGCAACUGGACACAGAAUUAAACUGAUGGAAAAUCUGAGAGCCCCAAUAACUUUAAUGACUCCACACUAUGGAGAAAAGGGAGCAUAUCCUCCACCAUUCUACAACUACACCUGGACUGUUGAGAUACCAGAAAAUGAAAAUAUGGAACUGCUUUUUCCGGACUAUGAUGUUAUUCAUUAUGGAUCAUACAACUCUGUUCCUGGCUGUAGGCACAUAGUAACAGUGAAGGCCAUAGAGGCAAAUACAAACAGAACUGUGAUUAUUGCUCGACAGAAGAGCCCACCUUAUUAUGCUUCGUCUGGAUCCAGGACCAUACUCAACAUAACCUUCACUACUUGCAACCAGGAUGAAAAUCUUCCCAAAAGCAGCAGAGGAUUCAAAGCUUAUAUUAAGAAAUCAGAAUGCAGAGGUUGCAAUGCAGGAUUAGGUGAAAAUGGUGAAACGACAAACUGUAGUUAUGUGUGUGGAAUAAUUGCAUCUGAAGGGUACCCAUUUCCUCAUCUUUAUUACUUUUCGUCCGAAGAAGACUUCAUCAACCACCAACACUACGUCCAUACUUGGAAUCUUCGCGUCUCUGGGAGCUUACUAGUAGAGCUCGAGUUCAAAGAUUUCGAUGUGCCAGCCACUGCAGGUUCCAGAAACUGCACGGAAGAGAAUGGUGUUCUUUGGAUCUACAAUGGAGAAGGAACCGAGAGGAAAAACUUGAUUGGCGGUUUUUGCAAUCUCAACAAAGAAGGCAUUAUCCACUCUACAACUAGUGCUAUGACUUUGGUCUAUGUCACAAGAUGGCGGAAAGUUGGAAACGGACGAGGAUUCCAUGCAGUUUACAGAGGUGUGAAAAAACCUGCAUCUGUUAACGAAGAUAAAUUAGUCAAUGUCGCUGAAGGAAAGCCUACCAAACAAUCCAGCACCAUGAAUGGCAGGUACGCAUUUUUAGGAGUCGAUGGCAACACAAAUUCCGCAGCUGGGUUUGCAACGUGUACUGCCACAGAAUUCGAAAGAGAUCCAUGGUGGCAGGUCGAUUUGCAGAAGCGAUACCAUAUUUAUGGAUUUGAAUUAUAUAGCACUAAAUCUGAAAAUCAAGAAAGGGCACCAGAAGAAGGUUGGCCUGAUGGUCAGUAUGGACUACCGAUGCCCGUUUGCGGAUGCCCUACCGGAACAGGAUUCGAGUGGAAAAAAGGCUUACGCUAUCAGGAUAUGCAAUACGAUAUUAUACAAGACAGCAAAGUCUUGCAUUGGUCCUGGGGAAUGCUUCUUAAAGGAGGACUUCAAAAAUUUAGAAUACCUGGAAGCCCUUUGCUGAAAACUGCCGUAGAACAACAUUUCUGCGUGAAAACAGAAAAUUCCACCAAACAUCGUAAAUGGCCACCUGGUGAAUAUUGCAUACUACAAUAUGGUGACACCUGCCCGGAGGGCUUCGACAGUGGAUACAUCACUUGGAUAGACACUCGUCGGAAUGCUUCAGAAAGUCGUGUCAAUGGAGCUUUACCUACUGGAAACUACACAGCAGAAACAACAAGAAUCUUUUUCUGCUGCAGAAAAGAUGGCAGUGCCCAGAACAUGAUCAGGCUGCCCAAAGAUGCCCCGUUCUAUCUCUUGAAGUUCCAGAAAUACUGCCAAAAAGUCGAAGGAAUGUCGGUGACAGAACAAUUUUUCCACUUCAAUGAAGAUGUGCCAUCUUUGCAGCCAUCGGGCAGUUUUGAGGAUGUGGACGGCAUGGAGAAAUACAAGAAGCCUCACCCUAGCAUAGAUAAAGGGUAUGAGAAAGGAAUAGCUUUGGAAUAUUGUUAUUACGAUAUAUCACAAAGUCUUCGCGGAUUUCGUGUAACAGUUGACGACUCAGGGCUCAUCAAUACCUUCACUCGAUUCUAUGAUGAAUUGUCCUAUAGCAUUUCCCACACGGAAGUUGGACUUUUUCUCAAUUCGUAUGCUUGUUACGUAUAUCCAGUCACCAUGCCAGAGUUUACUGUCUUGAAAGUCAACUGCUCUCAGCCAAUUUAUGGUCAGUUCGUUACGUUGCAUGUAUACAACAGAUUCGAUAGUCUUCGUUUUUGUGAAAUAAAAGUCUUUGCUAAAGAAUCUUGCGGUCAACCAUUAGGCUUGGCGUCAGAAGAAAUCUUCGAUUCGGCAAUCACUGCUUCUUCUAGUGAUGAUGUGGAAAAAUAUUCGCAUUUCCAUACAAAUGCAAGACUAAAUGCAAAUCAAGGAUGGUGUGCUAAACAUGAAAACAAAAAUCCAGAAUUAACAGUAGACUUAUUGAACAUAACUACAGUAACAGGAAUUAUUCUUCAAGGCCUGAACGGUGCACCCAAGAAAACUAUUGCGAAGCAAUUUUAUGUAUUUUUCAGCAAUGAUUCCACUAGUUGGGUAUCAGAAGAAGAACCUGUGGGACAACAGAAAGUGUACGUCUGUGACCAGUGCGGAUCCUCGGAAGUGUUUACUAAUGACUUACCAUUGAGAUUUAACUUCCUAAAAGGAAUUCGAGCCAGACUCGUGAAGAUACAAAUAAUUGAAUCUUAUGAACAACCCUGUUUACGUUUGGAGAUUCUAGGAUGUCGUGAAAGAGUGAAAUGCGAGCACACUAUUGAAACGACUGAAGGUUGGGUGAAAUCUCCCAAUUACCCCAAUUACUAUGGUAUGGACAAAUCUUGUGACUGGAUCAUCAAACCGAAAGAUCCAGGAAGAAAUAUCGAGCUGGACUUCAUCGUUUACGAUCUAGCCCAAAAAGAAGACUGUCUUGAUUCUGGCAGUUGCAGGGAUGAACUAAUUGUUUACCCUGAAUUUAAUAAAAAGAAAUCCUUUAUCAAGUCUCCUGAUGGUAAACUUUUCCCGAAGACGAUCAUCUCCAAAGGAGAAAUGAGGGUUCACCUACACAGUUGCUUUAGGAACUCCAGAAGUCGAUAUAGAGGUUUCCUGGCGAAGUUUAAAUUAGUUGAUUGCCCAGGUUGUGGUAUUGGGGAUUUUCAGUGCUCCGAGCAGCAUUUGUGCAGUUCUGAUUGUGGAACUAUCAUCUCCAUUGGAUAUCCUCUGAAGUACCAAAAUAAUCAUCGUUGUGGAUGGCUUAUUAGAGCACAGGAGUCACGCUUCAUCAACUUGACAUUCCAAGAUUUCGACAUCAUAGGCGGAGAGAACUGUCAGUAUGAUUAUUUAUCUGUUUUUGAUGGCGACAAAAACCACAAAUCCAACUUGAUCGGAAGAUUUUGCAAUGAAAAGAAACCACCCCCGCAAAUAAUCUCUAGCUGGAACACCCUCUUGUUGGAGUUUUCCUCGGAUGUUUCGGAAACUGGGAGAGGAUUUUCAAUCAAAUAUACUUCCACGAGUUUCCAAAUUCCUCAAGCACAAAUUGAUGAUCUACAAGCACAUGCCAAGCAGCCAGCUCCUAAUCUUCGAAGUUCGAUCCAGACAUUGAGGAAUAUCUAUUUACCCGGAUCCCCUUUUGCUAAAUCUGGAGAUCAGUCAGUGGACGCCUGGAUUUCCCUUCUGAGUAACAGAGAACAAUCAGCAUGUCCUCGCUAUUGGAAAUACUACAAUGGCAACUGUUACAGAGUAUUCGAUAAUAUAAAGCCCAUUCAGUGGUUUCAAGCCGAAGAUAAGUGUCGAAAGAUGCAUCCUGAACGAAACAGCCAUCUGGUUAGCAUCUUAGACGAAAAGGAGAACGCUGUUGUGCACUAUCUUCUCAUCAACGUGUUUGGAGCAAAGCAGAAAUCUCUAUACAUAGGUCUUAAUGAUGACGCAAGUGAAGGAAUUUACAGGUGGAGCGAUAAAAAUCCCAUGGUUUACACUGACUGGGCACCAUCUGACCGAACUAUCCGCUCUCAACCCGAUGGUGGCGCAUAUCAAGAUUGUACCAUGCUGCGAGUGGACAGCGGUCACUCGACAGCACACUGGCAUGACAUUCCUUGUUCUCUUGGUCUGUUAGCUUUCAACAACUUCAGUGGAUUAAAUUUUGGAUCAAGUAAUUCCAGCAACAGCCCCUAUGUUCAUGAUGAAAAUGAAAUAAUGUCUUCUGUGAGCCACUACAUCUGCAAGAUGAAAAGAAAUAAAACAUCAAAUCAGAUUGCAACUCAAUCCAUACCAGAACUAAUAGGUAGAAACGCAUCUCUUCAUCAUUCAACUGCAUUUGAAAAAAAGCACAAAUACUUCAUAUGUGAUAACAAUGAGCUCAUAUCAAUUCUAAAUGUAUGCAAUCAACUGGAGGAUUGUAGAGAUGGCAGUGACGAAAAGAACUGCACUGUUGGUGAAUGCAAGGAAUUCAAUUUUGAGUGCAAGAAUAGUGAGUGUAUCUCUAUGGCAGAAUAUUGUAAUUACAGAGAAGACUGUGAUGAUGGUUCAGAUGAACUUUCAUGCAAUUUCCGUCCUUGUUCUCUUGGUGAAUUUCGGUGCAAGAAUGGGCAAUGCAUCCCACAAGAGCAACGCUGUGAUCUCUUGUAUAACUGUUUCGACAAAUCCGAUGAAGAGCAAUGUAGAGGAUUUUGCAACCCCAAGACUGCAUUCCAGUGCUAUGACGGCACUUGCAUUCCUGGGUAUACUUUAUGUGAUGGACACACUGAUUGUCCAGGAAUAUAUCAUGAAGAUGAACAAUUCAAAUGCUCUAGAACAGACGAUCGAAAAGGAAAGGACGAGGAGAAGAAAUUGUGCUCACGAAGAAGCAGAAAAACAUGUUUGGAUAUUUACACUUUAGACGGCGUCCGUGAGAAUGGUUUCUAUACCAUCGACUCUGAUGGUUCAGAUGGUCCCAUACAACCUUUCACUGUCUUCUGCGAAAUGGGACCUACACCAGAUAAAGUCUACACCAUCAUCCAUCAUGAUUCAGAAGAGAGCAUUUAUGUGCGUUCCAACAGGGAUGGCCCAGGGAGUUACAGCCGAGUUUUGGUAUAUUCUGUGGGCAUAGAGAAGAUUAAGGCCCUGACCAAUGCAUCGAAGAGCUGCCGACAGAAUAUCAAAUGGGAAUGUUCCGGCACCGGCUUCUAUUUUGAUUCUGGCAAACCAUGGAGUUGGUGGGUGUCUAGAGAUGAUGAAAUCAUGUACAUGUGGGGUGGGGCAAAGAAGAACUAUACCUGUGGGUGUGCUGAAACGGGUUGCAGAGAUUCUAAUCGCACAUGCAAUUGCGAUGGUUUGCAACGGUUUGAGAAGGCUGUAGAUGAAGGCACAUUAACAGAUAAGAACACCCUGCCAGUUAAAGAGGUUAGAUUCGGAUUUACUGCUGGAACAGGACAAUCUGGAUAUCACACUAUUGGACCUCUGAAUUGUUCUGGAAACGCUGUAGAGCCUGAGGGAAAUUGCACAAAUACAACGAAUUACAUGAAAUGCCGUACAGGUCAUUACGUUCCUGUCAUCCACAAAUGUCUUUACGAAUUUGAUAUGUAUGGAUAUCACCAAGGUUGUAGAGACGUGCAUCAUUUAAGAAACUGUGAAUCUUUUGUUUGUCCACAAGAUUAUGUUAAGUGCCCUAGUGCAUACUGCAUACCAACGACAUAUGUUUGCGACGGAAAAUGGGAUUGUGUUGCUGGUGCAGAUGAGGAAAAAUGCGAAAACUACACUUGUCCUGGCCAGUAUAAAUGUUAUAACUCAAGCUCCUGCGUACCGCUUCAUAAAUUAUGUGAUGGAAUUAAAAACUGUCACGAAGGAGAUGAUGAAAUUCUGUGUGAUUUGGUGUGUCCAGCGAACUGCACUUGCUCUGGACUUUAUGUUACUUGCCAAGGAUUAAAUGCCACAACGUUGCCUGACAACUUGACUCACGAGAUUCGGAAACUAGACUUCAGUUAUAACCGGUUGGACUUAUUUCAUACAAAUUUCUCGAAUUUCUGGGCUUUAGGUGAAUUAAUAUUGCAGUACAACGAGAUAACGAUUUUACCUCGAGAAGCAUUUGUUUACCUCACAAAUAUGUACAAAUUGGAUCUAAGUCACAAUAGCUUGGUUUAUAUUGAACAGUCUGCAUUUGCUGGGCUUAGAAAAGUGCGAAUUCUCAUACUAGAAGAUAAUCCUGAAAUAACGGAUGUUGGACCAGGUGCUUUUGAUGGACUUACGGCUGAAGGAGGCUUAAAGUUAUACAGUGAUUCAUACACUUUAUGCUGCAUGGCAUUGCCUCAAGUGCCCCUUAAUAAUUGCAUGGCCCCACCAGACGAGAUCUCAUCAUGUGAAGACCUUCUCAGACAUCCUGCACAAAGAACUUUCCUUUGGGUAAUUGGCAUCAUAGGCUUGUUGGGCAACAUGUUUGUCAUCUUCUGGAGAUUUACUGCCAAAGAUGCUCCAAGAAUUAGCUCUACCCUUAUCCUGAGCUUGGGUUGUGCCGAUUUUCUCAUGGGGAUAUACCUCAUCAUUAUCGCCAGCGUGGAUGUUUACUAUAGGGGCAUCUACAUUAAAAACUCUGAGAGGUGGAAACGCAGCGCCCUCUGUAAAACAUGCGGUUUCCUAUCGACGGUCUCCAGUGAAGUAUCUGUUUUCACUUUGGCGUUCAUAACCAUAGAUCGGCUUAUCACUUUGUGUUUUCCUCUGUCCCAUAAACGAUUCAGUUUGAACCUGACAUAUAAACUUAUCAUCACGUCUUGGGUUCUGGCAGCCACAAUGGCUGUCAUACCAUUAUUGGUUGAACCAUAUUUCGAAGGUGGUUUCUAUGCUCGUUCGGGAGUGUGCUUGGCUUUACACAUAACCAAUGAUAGACCAGCUGGAUGGGAGUAUUCCAUUGCCAUAUUUUUUUGUGUAAAUUCCAUGGCCUUUGCUGUUAUUGUGUCGGCUUAUUCAUAUAUAUAUGUUAACAUCAGGAGGUCUUACAAGAAUAUGAGCCGUUUGAUGUCUAGACAAUCCCGCACAGACAAGAUUGGUCGGCAAAUGGCUUUGAUUGUGAUGACAAAUUCAAUGUGCUGGUUUCCCAUCAUAAUUAUGAGUUUAUUGGCUAUGUCAGGUGUCAAUAUUCCAGGAGAAGCUUUCUCGUGGACAGCCAUUUUUGUUCUGCCACUGAAUUCUGCUACGAAUCCGCUGAUAUAUACCAUCUCGUCUUUACACAUCCGGGCGCAGUUACUAUCCAGAUUUGGACUCAACUCCGAGGAUACAAAAGGCUCAUGCAUCAACAAACUUUCCACUUCUCAUCCAAAUGAUGACAAGUCUAAGAGACUGAUGACGCGCGAUCAGCUGAAUUCUUGGCAAUUCCGACCUCCUCAAGGAUACGUCAGCUUGUUGCAAUAUCUCAGGACCGUUCCAGGACUACGACCCCGACACCUGUUGAAGAUAGCCACCUCGAUCGUUAAAACUCUCUCUGAACUUCAUGGGAGGAGCUACGCUCUAGGAGGCAUAGACGUGAACGCUGUCUUUGUUUCUGAUCCAGCUGACGGGAGCGACGAAAUUCAUGUUUACGUCCCGGAUUUCAAUGCUUAUAAAAUAGAAUCCUCCCGCAUCAGUGGCAUGCCGGACGACACGGCAGUGGACAUGGAAGAGUUUGGACUGCUUCUGAAGAAGAUGCUCAGAGUCUACCACGUGGUGUCAAGAUCCAAUGAUCCAAUGCAAGGAACGGCCUGUUAAACAGUGUCACAGAGUAUGAAAUUUUCUGACCAGAAAAAUUAGUUGUGAGCUAUAACGUUCAAACAGUACUACUUUGAACAAGUGUAAAACCAUAGAGAGGAAAAUAGAGGCUUUAUUCACAGAAAUUAUAAAGACAACUCAUUUAACACUAUAUUCCACUUUGACUGUAGCGCCCUCAUUCUUGGAAGAUGGAAUUAACAGGAAAUUCAUCACUCUGAGUCUGACUUUAUCAAAGUUAUAUAGAUAUUUCACUAUAGAUUAUCCUUUUAUUUUGAGUUUUUCUUCCUG